Manis pentadactyla (Chinese pangolin) is the source of this 9104-nucleotide messenger RNA. RefSeq names its product cell migration inducing hyaluronidase 1 (gene CEMIP). The record is from RefSeq and is a predicted model, not a curated record. The transcript is spliced from 30 exons. Lineage: Eukaryota; Metazoa; Chordata; Mammalia; Pholidota; Manidae. Bases 2314 to 6396 code for a protein of 1360 amino acids.
UAGCUCCCUCCGCCUGAUAGGAGCCUAAGGAAGCAAUCCUCGCUCAUCGGGGGCCUGUCUGUGACUCCCAUCUCCCGGGGACAUGAAUGGAGCAGGAAGACAUGGGCCCUGGCUGACCGUGAAGUUCUGACUGUCUGUUCUGGACCCCCAUGAAGGUUCCGGUUUCCAGCUUACCCGGCUUUCUGGUGACAAGCCCUGGGCCCAGGGCAGCUGUGCCCUGUCUGCCUGAAGAAGGAGCCAGGCAGCUGGUGUGACAGCAGCAAGAAGUGGCAUAGACGACAGCAGGUGACGCCUCCUGUUCCUGCGUUUGCUGCUGCCCUACCUCGUUCAUGAGGCCUGGCAAGCACGGACAGACAGAGCAGCAGCUGGCCUGGGGGGCUUCUGAGCUCCUGGAGGGCCACAGCUUGUUUGGGGAAGACCUGUGGAGUGUCCUGCCCAGCCGGCCCUCCAGAAAGCACGAGCACAGUCCUCUUGCGCACGUGAGGGCUCUGCUGGUGGAGUGACUGCACCCUUUGAGAAACCAGCCAGCUCAGGGCCACUGGGACUCAAGGGCGCUGGCCAGCAUGUCCCGGGGACCCCCAGCCGUGUUACCCAGCAUGCGUUUCUCAGGCCUUCUUUCCAGCCAGAGAAGCCGAGUCCAUCUCCUGUUGCAGGAAUGCUCUUCAUGGCUGAGUAAACUGUCCUCCCUGGUGGAGAAUCCCCGAGUGAAAUUUGGGAAGCUUUCAACAGAACGUUUCUCGGGGAUUCUGUGCUCCGGGUCUGGAAGCCACUCUUGGACGACACAGCACACAGACUGCCCCGGGAUGCGGUGCCCACCUACCUGGACCGCAGGCUCCUUCUGCCCCCAGUGGCUCAGACGGGGCUGUUCUGGGAUUCGCCGAAGUCCCUACAGUGUUAGAAAAGAGAGGUUUUGAACAGUCCCCUCCCAGUGGAAUCGUUUUUACAUUCACUCAGAAGGCGAUUGUGUUCAGCUUUGAAAUGACCUGUGGUAACAUCGGCAGGAGUCGGGGCUACGAAGUCCCUGCCGGCCGACCUCUGCUCUGCGCUUGGGGGUCCGAGGCCCUUCCUGAGGGAUGGCCGCCAGCAGCCGGGGCAGGAGGGGCACCUGCACCCAGAUGGCCUCCCACACCCCGUCCCCCAGACCUCGGUGUCCGUCACAUUCCUUUACCAAGCUUGCGGCCCAAGGUCCAGCUCCCGCCAGAGAUCUGGGGCUUCUUGGCAGCAGUUGGCAAACCAUUGCUGGUUUUCCUAAACUGAUGGGCACUUGCAAGCAGGGCUCCAGCUCGCCCUGAGGACCUCCUGUCCGUCCUCCCCUUUAUCGCAAAGAGCAUGAGAGCAGACGUGCGUUGGCUGGGGGCCCUGGGAAAGGCUGCACCCCAGAUGCCGCCAUGCAUGACUCCGGCAGUCAGCCGAGGCAGAUAGAAUGGGCCCUGUUGUUCUCUGCAGGUCAGGCCUGGGCCGGGCAGGGUGCCCGCCAAGAGCACACCAGGGGCAUUGAUUCUGAGUCCCGUUUCUGGCCCCCCCCCAGAGCACCUGUGUUGGGGACCAGGCCAAGGGUCCAUGUGCUCCGCUUCAGACCCUCAGGCCUGCCCCAGCCCACCAAGCUGCACAAAGUGCACGGCCUGGAGCUGAGAGGUCAGGGGUGACCAGGUUUGUCCCUGAGCUAGCUCAAGGGAGGAGGCCAUGCUGGGUGAAUAGAUUUGGGCCCUUUUCUCAGCAUGGAAGGAUCUGGACACAACCACCAUCCUGCUCAGGGGAGGAGCUGGCCUCUCCCCAGUCCCUCUUAAAUCAAUCUGUGCCACACGGGAUUUGCAGACUAAGACGUUUCUCCAAGUGCAUGCUUUUCUGAAAGGGGAAUCUGGCAUCUUUUUUUCAAAAAAGUCCCCAUCUUGGGGUUUUAUCUAGACAGAUUCUCAUAUUCACCUUCUGUAUGAGUUAAGGAAAAAACUAAGUGGCUUUAGCAAAAUAGAAGUGUAAGAAAACUGAAAUUUAAUUAUCUUUCCUGAAAAUAAAUCCACAGUCUAGGACUGUGCAGCUCCCUGAGGGGUGGAGCUUUGCUCCUUUUUACUCUGUUUACUCUGCCACUGCUAGUGAGUGGCUCCCACUACACGGCCAAAGGUAACUGCUGAAGAUCCAGCCAUCACAUUCAUCUCCCAGCCAGCAGGAAGGAGGAGGGAAGGAAGAAAGUCUUCCUGCCAUUCCUGAAGGACAUUUCCUGGAAUUUACACAAUCCCCUGCUGCUGUGUGGGCCAGAACUUAAUUCCAAGGCCACGGUUAACAUCAGAGAGACGGGAGAAGGGAGCGCCCUGCAGGAUGGGAGCCGCUGGCAGGCAGGACCUCUUCACGGCGAUGCUGACCGUCAUCUGGCUCAUCCUGGCCUGCUUCCCUGGGGCCACAUCCACAGCGGCGGCCAAGUGCCCGGACCAGAGACCCGAGCUGCAGCCCUGGAACCCCGGCCACGACCGGGACCGCUCUGUGCACAUUGGCCGGGGCAGAGCCCUGCUGCUCAUGUCCUCUGCCACGGUCCACUCCAUCCACAUCUCAGAGGGAGGAAAGCUAGUCAUCCGAGACCAUGAUGAGGCGAUCGUGUUGCGUGCCCGGCAUAUCCUGAUCGACAAUGGAGGAGAGCUGCAUGCUGGGAGUGCCCUCUGCCCUUUCCAGGGCAACUUCAGCAUCAUUUUGUAUGGAAGGGCUGAUGAAGGGAUUCAGCCGGACCCUUACUUUGGCCUAAAGUACAUCGGAGUCGGCGAAGGUGGCACCCUUGAGUUGCAUGGGCAGAGAAAGCUCUCCUGGACAUUUCUCAACAAGACCCUUCGCCCGGGUGGCAUGGAGGAAGGAGGCUAUUUUUUUGAAAGGAGCUGGGGUCAUCGUGGGGUCAUUGUUCAUGUCAUCGACCCCAAAUCAGGGACAGUCAUCCAUUCUGACCGGUUUGACACCUACAAAGCCAAGAGAGAGAGCGAACGCCUGGCCCAGUAUUUGAACGCGGUGCCCAACGGCAGGAUCCUUUCUGUUGCGGUGAAUGAUGAGGGAUCUCGAAACCUAGAUGACACAGCCAGGAAGGCCAUGACCAGGCUGGGCAGCAAACGCUUCCUGCACCUCGGGUUCAGACACCCCUGGAGUUUCCUGACUGUGAAGGGAAAUCCCUCUUCUUCCGUGGAAGACCACAUUGAAUAUCACGGACACCGCGGCUCUGCCGCUGCCCACGUGUUCAAACUGUUCCAGACGGAGCACGGCGAGCAUUUCAACGUCUCCUCCUCCAGCGAGUGGGUUCAAGAUGUGGAGUGGACAGAAUGGUUCCAGCAGGACAGGGCGUCACAGAGUAAAGGGGGGGAGAAAAUUUCAGACCUCCGGGAAGCUCACCCAGGAAAAAUCUGCAAUCGCCCCAUUGAUAUACAGGCCACUACAGCAGAUGGAGUUAACCUCACCACUGAAGUCGUCUACAAAAGAGGCCAGGAUUAUAGAUUUGCGUGCUACGACCAGGGCCAGGCCUGCCGGAGCUACCGUGUGCGGUUCCUCUGCGGGAGGCCGGUGAGGCCCAGACUCACCGUCACCAUUGACACCAACGUGAACAGCACCAUCUUGACUGUGGAGGACGACGCACGGUCUUGGAAGCCUGGGGACACCCUCGUGGUCGCCAGCACCGACUACUCCAUGUACCAGGCAGAGGAGUUCCAGGUGCUACCCUGCAAAGCCUGCUCCACCAACCAGGUCAAGGUGGCAGGGAAACCAAGGUACCUGCACGUCGGGGAGGAGAUCGACGGUGUGGACAUGCGGGCCGAGGUGGGGCUCCUGAGCCGGAACAUUGUGGUGAUGGGGGAGACGGAGGCCGAGUGCUACCCCUAUAGCCACCACGUCUGUGACUUCUUUGACUUCGACACCUUUGGGGGCCACAUCAAGUUUGCGCUGGGGUUCAAGGCGGCACACCUGGAGGGCGUGGAGCUGAAGCACAUGGGGCAGCAGCUGGUGGGCCAGUACCCAAUCCACUUCCACCUGGCGGGAGACGUGGAUGAGAAGGGAGGCUACGACCCACCCACGUACGUCAGGGGCCUGUCCAUCCACCACACGUUCUCCCGCUGCGUCACCGUCCACGGCUCCAACGGCUUGUUGGUCAAGGACGUCGUGGGCUAUAAUUCUCUGGGCCACUGCUUCUUCACGGAGGACGGGCCAGAGGAACGCAACACCUUCGACCACUGCCUUGGCCUCCUUGUCAAGUCCGGGACCCUCCUCCCCUCUGACCGUGACAGCAAGAUGUGCAAGACCAUCACCGAAGACUCCUACCCGGGGUACAUCCCCAAGCCCAGGCAGGACUGCAACGCCGUGUCCACCUUCUGGAUGGCCAAUCCGAACAACAACCUUGUGAACUGUGCCGCAGCAGGGUCGGAGGAAACCGGAUUCUGGUUCAUUUUCCACCACGUACCGACGGGCCCCUCCGUGGGCAUGUACUCCCCAGGGUACUCGGAGCACAUUCCACUGGGGAAAUUCCAUAAUAACCGAGCGCAUUCCAACUACCGGGCGGGCAUGAUCAUAGACAACGGAGUCAAGACGACUGAGGCCUCUGCCAAGGAUAAGCGCCCCUUCUUGUCCAUCAUCUCUGCCAGGUACAGCCCUCACCAGGACGCGGACCCGCUGAAGCCCCGGGAGCCGGCCAUCAUCAGGCAGUUCACCGCCUACAAGAACCAGGACCACGGGGCCUGGCUACGCGGCGGGGACGUGUGGCUGGACAGCUGCCGGUUCGCUGACAACGGCAUCGGCCUGACCCUGGCCAGUGGUGGAACCUUCCCAUACGACGACGGCUCCAAGCAGGAGAUAAAGAACAGUCUGUUUGUGGGCGAGAGUGGCAACGUGGGGACGGAGAUGAUGGACAACAGGGUCUGGGGCCCCGGCGGCUUGGACCACAGCGGGAGGACCCUCCCUAUAGGCCAGAAUUUUCCAAUCCGAGGGAUUCAGUUCUACGACGGCCCCGUCAACAUCCAGAAUUGCACUUUCCGCAAGUUCGCGGCCCUGGACGGCCGGCACACCAGCGCCCUGGCCUUCCGCCUGAACAACGCCUGGCAGAGCUGCCCCCAUAACAACGUGACCAACAUUGCCUUUGAGGACGUCCCGAUUACUUCCAGAGUGUUCUUCGGAGAGCCCGGGCCCUGGUUCAACCAGCUGGACAUGGACGGGGACAAGACGUCGGUGUUCCACGACGUCGACGGCUCCGUGUCCGAGUACCCGGGGUCCUACCUCACCAAGGACGACAACUGGCUGCUCCGGCACCCGGACUGCAUCGACGUCCCGGACUGGCGGGGGGCCAUCUGCAGCGGGCACUACGCACAGAUGUACAUUCAGGCCUACAAGACCAGCAACCUGCGGAUGAAGAUCGCCAAGAACGAUUUCCCCGGCCGCCCCCUCUACCUGGAGGGGGCCCUGACCAGGAGCACCCACUACCAGCAGUACCAGCCAGUCGUCACCCUGCGGAAGGGCUACACCAUCCACUGGGACCAGACGGCUCCCGCCGAGCUCGCCAUCUGGCUCAUAAACUUCAACAAGGGCGACUGGAUCCGCGUGGGGCUCUGCUACCCCCGGGGCACCACCUUCUCCAUCCUGUCGGACGUCCACAACCGCCAGCUGAAGCAGACGGCCAAGACGGGCACCUUCGUGCGGACCUUGCAGAUGGACAAAGUGGAGCAGAGCUUCCCCGGCAGGAGCCACUACUACUGGGACGAGGACUCAGGGCUGCUGUUUCUAAAGCUAAAGGCGCAGAACGAGAGAGAGAAGUUCGCCUUCUGCUCUGUGAAAGGCUGUGAGAGAAUAAAGAUCAAGGCCCUGAUCCCAAAGAACGCGGGCGUCAGUGACUGCACGGCCGCCGCCUACCCCAAGUUCGCUGAGAGGGCAGUCGUGGACGUGCCGAUGCCCAGGAAGCUGUCCGGGUCCCAGCUGAAAACAAAGGACCACUUCUUGGAGGUGAAGAUGGAAAGUUCCCGGCAGCGUUUCUUCCACCUGCUGAACAGCGUCGCUUACAUUGAAGUGGAUGGGAAGAAGUUCUCCAGCGAGGAAGAUGGCAUCCAGGUGGUGGUGCUUGACGGGAGCCACGGGCGCGUGGUGAGCCACACGAGCUUCCGGAAUGCCAUCCUGCAGGGCGUACCCUGGCAGCUCUUCAACUACGUGGUGGCCAUCCCCGACAGUUCCAUAGUUCUCAUGGCGUCAAAGGGAAGAUACAUCUCCAGGGGCCCAUGGACUCGAGUGCUGGAGAAGCUCGGGGCAGACAAGGGUCUCAAGUUGAAAGAGAAAAUGGCAUUCAUUGGCUUCAAAGGCAGCUUCCGGCCCAUGUGGGUGACCCUGGACACCGAGGACCACAAGGCCAAAAUCUUCCAAGCUGUGCCCAUCCCGGUGGCGAGGAAGAAGAAGCUGUGAGGACAGCCCCCGGUGGGCCAUGCAGCUGCCCAGGGCAGGACGGCUGGCUGCCCAGCCCCGUGCAGGGCCAAGCGGCAGCCCUGAUGGGCUGAGGGAAGGACAUCGGACUCUGGGGCUGCCACCUGGCCCCCAGCGUCCACUGCUGCUGCAGGGCUGGGCACUUCUCUGCUAUCUGUGCCCCUUCAGGGUGGGUGUGGGCACCGCACAAGGGGACGGGGCUGUGCAGGCGCAGGGCCCGUUCGGCAGGAGCCCUCCUCCAGCGAGGAAGCGGCCUGGGCGCUGGGCCGUGCACGGACGCCCAAAUGCUCUGGCAGGCACGCCAGUGUGGCAGCUGUAGGAAACAGCCCCGGUCUUAAGGAAACCUUCAUUCCUGUAAGCGAGAGCCAGCCUUCUCGGGAUUAGGAGCUCGCGCAGGCCGAGCUCACCGAGACGGAACCAGCUUCCCUUGGGACAGAGGUGAGCCCCACCUCAGGGGUCCACCCUCCGGGGACUCCAGGUCACAGGACUCCGGGGAGCUGGGCCAGGUGACUUCUAAAGGCCCUUUCGGUUCUGAGCCCCCGGAAGCCUGUGCUUUGCACACUGCAGCCGGAGCCCAGCAGCAGAUGAGGGCAUCCCUUCCAGCUGGCGUCCGGGGUGCCAUGUGCCGCGGGCGCACGGGCAGGGGUGAGAAGAAUACCUCAAGUGAGGGGCUUGCUCUCUGGUCUGGCCGGAGAGGCGGUCGGACACCAGGUAGAGAAGACAAAUCAGGUCAGACAGAGACCGGGGCCAGUUCCGAUCAGGGAAACUUCCAGCACGGGUGGAGCAGAAGCUUCCUGCGGGAUCAGGCCCUGGGCUCACGGGAAUGAAGGGCAGGGCGUUUUGUGGGCAAAGAUGGGCAGCCUCCAGAGUGGGUCAAGGCCAAGCCCUUCCUGCCCCAUUGCCUGAAGCUGGGGGACUGCAGGGGCUUCCUUGGCUGGUGGCUCACUGGCCCACCCGCAACGGAGAAGCGAGCAUCAGGCGGGAGGAGUGCGCCAGGCCUGCAGCCCCCGAGCUGAGGAACCGGGGCCCAGCCAGCCCCGCCUCGACUCCAAGAGGGUGGCGUCAGGCGGGGAUGCAUGGGCUCCUCAUUUGGUGUGCGUCCAGGGACCUAAGCAGAGGAGCCCCCUGGGAGACCUGAGAACGUGCUGGGACCCCGUGAGCCUGGGGUUCCAGAGCUGGAAGGACCUUAGGAACCACCCAGUCCAAAGCCUCCAUGUUUCAGACGCGGCUUGUGAGACCCUGAUAUGGGGAAGAGCCGCAGGCCAGGGCACGGCCAGGGCGCAUGCCCAUGGCUAGCACCUGCCAUCACACCACGUGGCCUCAACACCAGCCCCAGGGGGUCCGGGCACCACAAGGAGCCUCCCGAAAUGGGGACUUGUCCCCUCGAGGGGAAAACAAUGGCCAGGACAGGAAGAGAAUUGGCUGGUGACUGUCCCUCCUGGCCCCGCACACACCAAGCUGCCCUCCUCUCGGCUGCAGCGGUCCUGCAGCCUCCACUUAGUCCAGACCCCUGCCUUCCCACGCGCAGGUGCACAGCCACUGGGCCAGUCCCACUGGGGCUGCCUGUCUCUGCAGGUUUGCGGGUGCAGCCAGCAGACAGCAGUGGGGCCCCAGAGCGUGUUCAGGGAGCCAGCUUGGCUGACCUUGGGGCCCACCCUGCAGCUCCUGCUGGGUGCCCUGCUGUCUCCCUUGCCCACCCCAGAGAGAGCUGAGCACUCCUAGCACAAAGGAAAGUCCCCGGGGGUUUAUACUCUCUCAUGGGGUACCAGGGUCACCCUGGGGCUUACCAGGGACUGUUUUCCCCUUUCCCACCCCAGCCACAAACCCUUUCCUCCCCAGAGGGCUUUCUUGGCGCCCUCUGCCCAGCGUCCCCACAGGACUCCGUCAGCGGGUCCACCCCCGGGUGAGGCCGACUGCAGAGGGGUUUUUCACACCAAAUGGGUCUUCUAGCUGCCCAGAGGGGCGUGGGAUUCCCGCCUCUUCACACGGGGCAGCGUGUGAGGCCUGCCCCAGGCCGGGGCCUCUUCUGGGCAGAGUGUGGCCGUAGGGAGGAGACUCAAACGACCUCAUGGUCUUCUUGCCUACAGUUUUCGAACUCUUUUAAUGCAAGGGUCUCACACUGUGAACCACUGAGGAUGUGAUCACUUUAGGUGGCCAGGAAUGUUGACUUGUCUCUGGUUCAGCUCAUAUCAAAAUGUGUCUGUUUGGCAAUCCUCAGAGUUGUCCGUGUCUAGCAGUGCAGCAUCUGUGCAAAGAACUUUCUUUCCUAAACCGUCCACUAAGGGCCAAUGUCCAGGCGUAUUCUUGGAGGCACAAAUCUUAUUGCUUAGAACAUCAAUGUUGCUCUGUUUGUGUGCGUUAAAACGAGUUAAGCCUUUAAGGAAAGCAACUUGCCGAUGAAAUUUCUUUUUCCUGUUGCCGAAAUAGCUGGUCCUUUUUCGGGAAUUAGAUGUAUGGUGUGUUUUGUAUGUAAACAUUUCCUGUAGGCGUCACCAAGAACAAAGAUAUAUUUUCUAUUUAUUUAUUAUAUAUAUGCACUCCAAGGAGUCAUUGUCUGAGAAAUGAAGACUUGUACUAAUAUCCUGUGUGGGGAUGUCCUUGGGACUGCCUAGAGCCUCUGCUGACAGCAGAGGGCACGGCUUUGACGUGGAAGGUCACGCUGUACCACAGUAAAUGCACAAAGGAUGUUA